CGGGAGAGAGAGACAGAGACUGGGGAGAAAGCAAGGGCGAGUGACGCGCCUGCGCUCUAGGGUCCUUGUCGGGCCUUGGGCGUUACGCCUGCGCAGUGCGUGGACUCCGAGGAGGCGAGACCUUCAGCUUGGCGACGAGGAAGCGGCGGCCUUGAGGUGUAUAUAAAAGAGCUUAGAGGAGAGUUCUUCUGUAGGUUCACGUUGAGAAAUAAAUGAUUUAGGAGCUAAGUUGUCAUAAAAGAAGUCUGCAACCAUGUUCUGCGGUCCGUCUAAACCCUCAGACCCCAUGGCUAUCCCACCAGCUUACUGUGACCUGGGUAAAUCCGCCAGGGAUGUAUUCAACAAAGGAUAUGGGUUUGGCAUGGUCAAGUUAGAGUUGAAGACUAAGGCAGCCUCUGGAGCGGAAUUUAUCACUAUGGGCUCCUCCAAUACAGACACAGGCAAAGCAUCAGGCAGCCUAGAGACCAAAUACAAGUUCAAGGCUUAUGGACUGACGUUCUCCCAGAAAUGGAACACCGAUAACACCCUGGGGACAGAACUGUCCCUGGAGGAUAAGUUGGCUGAGGGGCUGAAGAUGAACCUUGAAACCAUGUUCGUACCAAACACAGGGAAGAAAGGUGGGAAGUUGAAGGCAUCCUACAAACGGGAGUAUCUAAACAUCGGUUGUAAUGUGGACAUUGAUCUCUCUGGACCAACCAUCCAUGGUUGGGCAGUAUUGGGCUAUGAAGGCUGGCUUGCUGGCUACCAGAUGGCUUUUGACACAGCCAAGACUAAACUGACACAAAAUAACUUUGCUUUGGGAUAUAAGGCAACAGACUUCCAACUGCACACGAAUGUGAAUGAUGGCACUGAAUUUGGUGGCUCCAUCUAUCAGAAGGUUAAUGACAAGGUUGAAACAUCUGUAAGUCUUGCCUGGACUGCUGGCAGUAAUAACACUCGGUUUGGUAUUGCCACCAAGUAUCAACUGGAUGAGAAAGCUUCUGUCUCGGCCAAAGUUAAUAAUGCCAGCCUCAUUGGACUUGGUUACACUCAGACCCUACGACCUGGUGUGAAGUUGACUCUCUCAACCCUGAUUGAUGGCAAGAAUUUCAGUUCUGGCGGUCAUAAAAUUGGGCUGGGAUUUGAGCUUGAAGCUUAAUGUAGGUUUUGAUGACAUAUUAGAGCUUUAUUUGGAAGAUGAAGGAGAAAACAAACCCCACGUGUUCUGGCCUUAAACUCUUCUGUGAAACUUCAAAAAAAGAAAAAGAAAAAAGUGUGAACUUGAUAUUCUUCCAAAGAAUUGUUGUAACCCAAACACUGAAGUCUGGAGAGUGCAAACCCACCAUGAAGGGCAAUACUUGAAGGCAUGCAUGGAAGUUGCAAUGGUUGUGCUACAUUUCUGUUCUGUUCCUCAGUUAAUUUAAAAUGUUUUCCUCCGAAGACAGCAUAGCGUCUGGUUAAAGGAAAGAGGCCCCCCUCAGUCCUUCUGUGUUACUACAUCACAUCCUGCAUGUCCUACACCUCACAACCUUUUGUCCAAUUGGUCUCUGUGCUGUAAUGGAAGCUGUGGUUUUGCAUCAAAGUGGAAUAAAUCAAAUCACAUUUGGAACUGA
Hemicordylus capensis (graceful crag lizard) is the source of this 1592-nucleotide messenger RNA. It is a transcript of the gene VDAC3, whose product is annotated as voltage dependent anion channel 3. Gene Ontology annotation, biological process: monoatomic anion transmembrane transport. Lineage: Eukaryota; Metazoa; Chordata; Lepidosauria; Squamata; Cordylidae. Gene Ontology annotation, cellular component: mitochondrial outer membrane. The coding region runs from base 254 to 1138 and encodes 294 amino acids. The record is from RefSeq and is a predicted model, not a curated record. The transcript is spliced from 10 exons. Gene Ontology annotation, molecular function: voltage-gated monoatomic anion channel activity.